This is a messenger RNA of Brienomyrus brachyistius, 1716 nucleotides long. RefSeq names its product GTPase IMAP family member 7-like. Gene Ontology annotation, molecular function: GTP binding. NCBI's taxonomy places the organism in Eukaryota, Metazoa, Chordata, Actinopteri, Osteoglossiformes, Mormyridae. The coding region runs from base 437 to 1447 and encodes 336 amino acids. The transcript is spliced from 2 exons. The record is from RefSeq and is a predicted model, not a curated record.
AAUAUUUCUAUAAUGCAUUAUAGAUGAGAGCUUCUUAGAGCAUUCAUAAUGCAUAAUAAGCAUGGCUAUAAUAUGUUAUGCUUUUUGUAAAAAGUCAUAGCCGUGUUUAUAAUACUUUAUGAAUGCAUUAUGAAGGUAUCUAUAAUGUAGUAUGAUGAAUUCUUUAAAUCAAUCAUCUUCUUUUGACUGACUUGCGGCACUUGAGUAUACGGAAUGUGCUGGAAACAAGGUCCGGCAGAGCAGCUACAGCGCAGUGGCGCAGUCGGUCCGCAGUGGGCAUGCUCAGUCCGAGCCCCAUGCGGGCUGCGGAUCGCCUUCGGUUUCACGGCGACCACUGAAAUGAGAUAUUUGGGAGACCGAAGCUACUGUAAAUACACAGCGGUUUAAAUGAACGACAUCGACACAAAGCUGCAGUCGUGCGGCUGAAAAGAAAUUUAUGGCGUCAUCUGGAGGCGCGGCAACGGGUCCGGAAUCUGAUGCGCAAGCAGCACCAAGCGACCCGGAGCUCAGGAUGGUGCUGCUGGGAAAAACCGGCGCUGGGAAAAGUUCUUCUGGAAAUUCCAUCCUGGGAAGUGAAUUGUUCAAGGCUGAGGUGUCUCCCAGGUCCGUAACAAGCCAAUGCGAACGGAGGAGCAGCUGUGUGUCCGGGAGGUGCGUCACGGUCAUUGACACGCCGGGCUUUUUUGACACCCGGCGAUCCAAUCAGCAGGUGGCAGGGGAGAUGGCCCGAUGCAUCCUCCUGUCUUUGCCAGGCCCCCAUGCCUUUCUGGUAGUGCUCCAGGUGGGGAGGCUCACUCAGGAGGAGAAAGAUGCCCUGCAGUGGAUUGAGGUGACCUACGGGGAGAGGGCUUUGGAAUUCACCAUGGUCCUCUUCACCUGGGGGGACCAGCUGAGGGACAAGCCCAUUGAGAAGUACAUGGCGGAGAGCGAGGAGCUUCAGGAGUUCGUCCAGCGUUGCCGGGGAGGGUGUCAUGUCUUCAACAACACUGCACCAGGAAACCGGGACCAAGUCUCCACGCUGCUGGAGAAGAUAGAAAAGAUGGUGGAAGCAAAUGGGGGCAGCUUUUACACCAACGAGAUAUUUCAGGAGGCAGAGAGGGCAAUAAGGGAGGUGCAGGAGCAAUUAAUGGUGGAUAGAAGGUCAGAGGUGGAUGGGGAAGGACCAGAGAGUAAGGGGGAGCUGGACGAGAGGAUGGAGGAGAAAGCCAGGAAGCAAGCGGAGAGGCUCUUCUGGUGCGAAAUGAUCACUGCCGUUGGCAAGGGGGCGGCUGAGGGGGUGGGAAUCCUCAGCAAAGGGGAGAGUCCAAAGAGAGGGAAGGUGGCGAAAAAGGCGGUGCAACUGGCCUCCAGCCCACUGUCCCUGACAUCAGCAGCCAAGGCACUAGGGGGCGCCGUGAGGGAAGGCAGCAAGGUGCUGUACAAGCACCGCAAGACUUUCUUGCACUGAUUAACCGGGACGCUCACGUCGGUAGUGGGGUCCAUGUGGUCUGCAUUUUGCUAAUUGAGUGAUACUAUGGGUAAGAGGUGGUGGGAAUCCUCAGCAAAGGGGAGAGGGUAAGAGGUGAUGGUUUUUGGCCGAUAGAAAUAUGCAGGAUUAUAAGGUUUGAGGAGGUAGAAAGACUGAAAUUUUCACACACCAUUGCUGGGCUUCUGUACAGGAAGACAUGGUCAAAAGAAUAUUCCCUAUGUUUCAUAAUAAAAGUCCUACCAAAAUCA